AUGUGUGGUCAUCCGAAAGAAUCAUCUCAAUAUCAAGUAUUCACAUUGGGAGCUAAACAAAAAUCAUGGAGAAUGAUAGAAUGUAGCAUUCCUCACCGUCCUUGGUCUAACGGUGUGUGCAUAGAUGGUGUUGUGUAUUAUGUUGCUGACACAGGGCCGGAAUUGUCUCAACUGAGCUUGAUGAGAUUCGAUGUGAAGUCUGAAAAGUUGGAUCUUAUUACUGGAGUUUCCGCGGAUAUUGUAUCCAAGGUUGUGUAUGGUGACAUUUUUGUUUUGAACUACGAGGGUAAAGUAGCCAUACCCUUUCGAACUACAUCAUAUACAUUUGAUGUGUGGGUUUUGGAUCAGGAUGCUAAAAAACAUAAAUGGAUGAAGAAACUAAGUUUUAGUAUUGAGCCUUGGAAGAAUUUAUUUCCUUUUAUUAAUGAACUUUGGAAGACACUAAGCAUCAUAGGCAUUACUCAGACAGGUGAGUUUAUUUUGGCACCAUUAAUGUACUCUUCUGGUGAAGUUUAUUUUGUUCAUUACAACCACAACCGAGAGUUUAAGAAAAAUUGA
Molecule: messenger RNA, 558 nt
Organism: Arabis nemorensis
Lineage: Eukaryota; Viridiplantae; Streptophyta; Magnoliopsida; Brassicales; Brassicaceae
Source: the annotation of a GenBank genome assembly